GCUCGUGGGAACUGUGUCCAAGCGGUUCUCUUUGAACAUUCUAGAAAACUUCCAGAACAAUCACCCCAAAGCCAGCCAUAUCCAUUGGUAUUCUGUCCUGGAACAAAGCAAGAAAACAAUCUAGUCGAGACAUGACGGCAACGAGCCAAAGACUCUCCACUGUGAUUCCAAGAUGAGCCUGAAGCAUCAGACUGUGGUGAUUUGAGUUUGCUAACACCCUGUACAUGAUGGUCCAUGCAAACACUCAUCGCCUGCCACCUCGGAUGGCACACAUCACUCCUGAACGGCUCCCCUCUUACUUACAUAGGCAAGUUGAUCCUGAGAUGAUCCUCAAUCGGAUGUGUCGACUAACUCCCCGCAUUCUCUUGCUUAUCCGUACUCAGACUUCAUCUCCCGUCACUGUCCCGUGCCUCUCUAACCGAAUCUCUUCAGCCGAUUUACGCCCCGUGGAAUAUGAAGAUCAACAUCAAGCCUCCAAAGUACACCGUAUAGAGACGCAAAAUCCCUGUUCCCGAGGCGAAAUGAGGACUUGUCCCGCUGUCUUUGACCGUUGGUACAGCCCUGCGUUGGGGCGGCGGGUACCCGAGGCGGAACGAGAUCAAGAUGACUCGUCAAUUUCCUUCUCAAUCUCUUUCAUGAUCGAGUCUCAAGUUGAUCAAAGUAUCUGCACCCGCAAAUUGACUGACUGCGAUCUCGUUCUCUCGUUGCACUUCGGAUGACCCACGCUCAGUCCUCGCUUCAAGCCCUCAACUCAAUCUCCUGCGCAAUGAUGGAUCCCUCUUGCGGACAAAAGAGGCUACAAUACGCCGAUGCUCUUGAGUCUGGCCCCAUCGUCAUCGUACCGAUUUUUUUUUUUUUGCAGUAGACAAUUCUCCGGUCGUGCGUACCUCGCGUGGG
Molecule: messenger RNA, 897 nt
Organism: Aspergillus versicolor CBS 583.65
Lineage: Eukaryota; Fungi; Ascomycota; Eurotiomycetes; Eurotiales; Aspergillaceae
Exons: 2
Coding region: 228-719 (163 amino acids)
Source: RefSeq, a predicted model, not a curated record